Messenger RNA from Hemicordylus capensis (graceful crag lizard), 11245 nucleotides. RefSeq lists its product as uncharacterized. Gene Ontology annotation, molecular function: protein binding. NCBI's taxonomy places the organism in Eukaryota, Metazoa, Chordata, Lepidosauria, Squamata, Cordylidae. The coding region runs from base 188 to 10555 and encodes 3455 amino acids. The record is from RefSeq and is a predicted model, not a curated record. The transcript has 30 exons.
CGGUGUCGGGGCCGGAGGCUCACGUGGCAGGGUGGGCGGGGCCUCCCGCGCUGCUCCUGCUACGGGCCUGGAGCGGAGUGGGGGGUGCGGCGGUGGCGGUGGCGGUUGCGGGGAGGUCUCGGCCGUGCUUGGCCCACGGAGACCUCCUCUCCCCCAUCGGAUAUCGCAAGAAGGUGGCUUUUCUGACAUGGCGGCGCCCUGCCAGGCCUGCAGUGGGGGCCGGCGCCCAUGUCACCUGCGCAGGAUCGGCAGCCGAAGCCCCGUCUCUGAUGUCGCUGAUCUUAUCCAUUUCCCCAGGACCGUGACGCUGAUUGGCAGGAACAGCAGCGCCGUGGACUGCUUCCUCAGCAGCACCGCAGCCAGCAGGAGCAACUACAUCUCCCGCAUUCAUGCCCGGGUCAUCCGGACCAGGGACACGUACGCGCUUGUGGAUUCCAGCUUGACGGGGGUGUAUGUCAACGAUGUCCAGAUCAGGGGUAAAGUCGUCCUGCAGGAAGGAGACACGGUCACUUUUGGCCAUCCAGCCUGGAGGAACGUCGACCCCGAAGCCCACGCCCGGCAGCCCAGCUCGCCCUUCUACUUCUUGUUUGAACAUUGCCACUGCAGCAUCGAUCAAAUGCAAAGUCUGCGCAGAGAGGGGAGACAGUUGCUGCAGCAGUUUCCUGUGUCGGCCCCUGCUGGGUCACCACCAGCACCACCCGUCACUGUAUGCCUGGACCGUGGGGAGAGCGUGGCCCGCCCCGCCCGGCCUCAGACAGCCCAUGCGUGGCCAGUGAGCUUGCCAGGCCCUGCUGCUCCGUCGGAAUCGGACCCUGGCUGGCGGAGCCCUGCCGUCGCCACUCUGCUGCAAACCUCCGCAGGCUCAGGACCGGCUCCUGAAUCUGGACCGGAAGUCCUGGUCACAGGAGAGCCCAGGAGGGCGGGGCUGGCUGGACGGCCGGUUUCUGCAGCAGAAGAUGUUCUCCGCCCUGCCCGUCAGCUUCUGCGGUCCACUUCGCCCGAGUACACAGUCCUGGGGGAGGAUUCACCUGCCCAGCCUUCUGUUCCAAGAACCCUUGAGACAUCCUGCUUCUCUUCGCUUCACAGGAGUUCAGAAUGGAAGGGCUCUGAGUCAGCAGCUGGGAGCCAGGAUUGUGCAGCAAGAUCACUGCUAGACUUGCACAGGCAACCUUUGCAUGAGAACUGCAAGAACGAUCCUGGAACACGCCGGCCGGAUGUAACUUCUUCCAGCCACUUGCAGCCGGGAUUACCACCACCUCCUCCUCCUCCUCCUCCUCCUCCUCCUCACUUGGGGGAUUCUGCAGCUGAUGAGGAUGUCCAAAGUGGAAGCACCACAAAUGCAGCUGAGCUUCCUAAGGAGAUGCUGCCACUGUCACACAUCCUUCAGAUGGAGGGCAGAAGCAUUCCUGACGAGAGAUUAUCCACUCCUGACACUGUAGAGCUUGUUUCUGGCAGCUCUGACCAGGAUGAAGACCUAACAGAGAUGGAUCUUGAUGAAAACACUCAAACAGCUUCAUGUGGAACACCUCAAGUUCCUGAAUCUGAUGCCCAGGUGCAGGUCACACAAGGGGUGGGAGAGGCUGCCACACCCGCGGCCUGCUCGAAAGGCAGCAGAAUGGAGAAGGCGGGUCCUGUAGAAGAUCACAAGGAGAGCCUCGUGGAGAAGGGCUUCUCUGAGGCUGCCAGGCAGGAAAUGGAGUGGCAACCUGCAUCUUCUGCUGCUGUGAAGAUAAUGAACGAUUCCCUCACGAAUCAAGCAGACAGCCUCGUUGCAGAAACGUCAGAUUUGCUCACUUCAACAUCAGCAAACUCUCUGCAUGAUUCUCCGAGCAAUGAUGACUCUAGUGAUAAAGAGCUAGAUGUGGACUGCUCCCCCGCGUUGGCGAGUCGAGAGACGUCCCGUUCUGAAGGUGUGGCCUCCCCUUUACCUGCAAGGAGUCUGUCUCCUAGGACUCAAGUUGGUGGUGGAGGAGGAGUCUGUGCAACAAACUCACAAGCCAGUGCUGCUGCUGAUGAUGAAGAAGGUGACAUGGAAAAGGAGCCUUCUGCCAGUGCCAGCUUCUUAGCAACAGACUGCCCUGUUCCCCUUGGCGAGGGUGGCAGUGCUGAGCCCGAGAUGGGCCCCGUGUGUCCAGAGGCCGAGACUGGUGUUCCCAGUAGCUUAGUAGAAGCUGUCUCCUGUGCAGGAGUGGGAGCUCAGACGGAGGGUGUGAAGGAAAGAGAAACGGGUGGAGGAACUGUGGAGUUCGUAAAAGAAGGGCAGGUUGGUGGAAUGUCGGAUGGUCUGGACACGGAAUUGUGCACACACACGGCUGAAGACCUGUUUCUUGAGCAGUCCCCUGAGACUGCAACCAUAAGUUCUCCAGCUGCUAAUGAGCAUGCCGAAGGAGAGUUUUCCGGAGAAAGAGAGAUGGGUCCUGUGGCAUCCUCUGGAGUGAUGCAUGAGCAGCUGCCUUCAGAUCUCUUGGGAACUUGCGGAGGAAGGAGCACUCUUGUCGCUGCAUCCCCUCCAGCGGACUCUCUUUUGGUGGGAAGGAGAAUGCCUGAAGGGGCCCGUCCUGAACAACUGGCAGGUUUAUGCGGAAAGAGGAGUGAGAGUCCUUUGGGAAGAGGGCAGAGGGAAGAAGAGAGUGGCGUGGCCCAAGAGGGGCCCCAGCAUGCAAGCGCUGGCUCUGCCGAAGCCAACGGGGGCCCAGGCAACGGUCCUGCACAGAGGCCCUGGGCACCUGGUGGGGGGCAGCUGAGUUCCUCAAGCGGCCCUGAAGGGGGGAGAGAGAGAGGUUGCACUUCACUGUCCAUGGAAGAGGUCACUGACGGACCCCAAACGGCUGCAAAAGUCAGCCUGGAGGAAGAGGUGGAGUGGGCGUCUCGUCCACUUGCUGGGCGGGAGGCUGGCCGCGGGCGGGCUGAAGGGGUCCUCGCCAGAAGCGUUGAAAGGGUCACAGCGCCCUCCUCCUGGGCCCUGGCAGGGAGCCAGGCAAGGCAGCUCCCUGGAGCCGGCCUUGGAGAGGGAGGGGUCCCCCACUCAGCUGAUGGCUGUGUCCGCUGGCCGUCCCCUCAGGCAGCAGCAGGGAGGUCGGGGCCUGGGAGCGCCCACCUCCUGCCCCUGGAAGGCAGCAGCCGUGAGGGGGCCGGAGGGGAUGCAGACCUGAGUGGUGACGUCGCUUCCCAGGGCCAAGGCUGUGAUGCGCCCCUGGGCCAGGGGGAGCCGGAGCCAGGUGGGGCGUGGCCGAGUGGCUGCCCUGAGCGUCGGGAGGUGGCCUCGGACACCUUUGCCCUCCGGAGGUGCCAGCAAGAGCCCCCUGUGUCUGCUGACCGGCAAGGACCAGCGUCUUGUGCUGCUGAGCCUCCAGUGCUGAGCCUGGAAACUAGCCCAGCGGUGAAGCUACCGGCAGCUGAUCUGGGGACGCGCUUGCCUUCUGCCGACCCUCCCGUGGCGAGGAGUCCUCAGGAGGAAGCUUGUGAGCCAGGGGUGGCUCUUGAACAUUUGCCCCCACCGGGGCCAGAAAGCGCUUGUGGCGUGACCGCCUUCCCUGAAGAGCGCAGCGGCGGUGGCUUUGCACAGACUCUCGGAAGUGUCCAUUGUGGAGCGACACCCAGCAGCCGUGCCCUCGUGCGCUGUGGGGCUGGUUCUGCAGAGUCUGGAGCUGCAGAGGGAAGCGCAGCUGGAGACCUCCGGCGGGAAGCUCCGCUCGGCUCUGCUGAGGUCCCCGACGAACUCACCUUGCACAGCUCAGACUCUGCAACAGAAAAAGAAGGGACUGGCCGUGCCAGCGUCGACCGCGUCUCUAGCAGAGGGAGAACCCGGGAAGGAAGGGCUGCUUUUGUUACUGAGCCGGGGAUGCCUUUUCUCCAUCUUGCUGAGAACAGUGAGGCGUGUAGCAAACCGACGGAGGGAUCCGCUCUUCAAGGUCCAUGCGAUGCCGCAGUUCGAGAGGCCCCUGUUGGGCCCCUGAAGGAGGAGACGGAGGGGGUGGGGACGGGUUCGGUUGUUUCCGGCUCUUCCCUCAGCUUGUCACCCUGCGAUGCAAAUGGAGAUGCCGUUGCUGUAUCGCAGAGCCACACUGCAGAGACGGGAAUGGAUGAAGAACCGGAUCCAGCAGCCGCUGCCACAGUGAUGGGAGAAGAGCCAGAGGAUCAAGUGGCUGAAGGCACCAAAUGCAGCACGCCUCCUAAUUUAGCUUGUGUUUCUGCAGAGCCUCCUUGCCAGUCGGAAAGUGAUGUCCAACCUGGUGUAGGGGAGCAGGCCCCAGAGAGUGCCGAUACCUUGGCAGAAAACGUUGGUUUGGAUCUUGACCAAGACAGUUGCCUGAUGGAUGGCAGGCUUGCCGAUGAGCUCGGAGUGGGGGUCUCCGCCCCACCUCUUGAACUGGGAGAAGCAAGUGGAGCCCCAAGCAGCUUCUGUUCAGGAAAGGAUGAGCGCUCUCAGGAAACAGAAGUGGAGGUUUCAGGGCACCUCCCGCGAGACGGCCCAGCAGCCCAGCUGCAAGGAAGUGUGGGCCUACUGGGCAGCAGCCCAGACUCCUCUGCAGGGUUUCAUGAGGGGUCCCAGUCUUGCAAAAUAAGUUUACGUCCAGAAGAGGAGUUGGAAGGCGGCGCCUCUAGAAAAAGGCCUGUCAGCCAAGGCAAGGUUGCCGGGCUGUCUGAUCCAGAGGUUUCCUCUUGUCCUCCCAAGAGGCUCUGCCCUCCGGAUUCUGUUUCAGUCCAGGGAUCAGAUUCUGACCUGCUCACUCCCCCCAUGGCACUUCCUCCCCCCCUUGACUUGGAGGGGCCCCGUGGCCAGUUUGGCAGAACCUUGGGGUGGUUUCUUGACCAGUACAGCAGCCACCUGACUCUGUACCCCCGGGAAGCAGAGCAGAAGCACAGAGGCAGUAUUGCCUGCAUUGUGAGGAGGUACUUUAAAAGCGAUGCUUGUGCUGAUCAACCCAUGGCUGGAAACAUGGAAGCAGGAGUGCCUCUGCCGCCCCCGGAAGCUGCUAAAGACAUGGAUUGUGCAUCUGCAGAUACCUUGGAGUCCGAGGAGGAGCCCAGUUCAUCUUCACAGCCAAAUACGGAGGAUCUGGUCGAAGAAGUCCAGUUCCAAGCUCCAUCCCUUGGUGGCCAGGGUUCAUCUGAGGGCGCCCCCUCGGAGUCACCGGGCUCCCCUCAUCAAGAACAGGAGGCAGACCUGGCCAGCAGUGUCUCAGAAAGCGUGUGGGAUGCCUUCUUCUCUGAAGAGGAGCAGUUCCAAUCCAGCGUGUGUUCGCUGUUGACAAAUUCUUCCUCCAGCCCUCCCAAGGCCUCUUCUGCAGAGCCAUCCAGUCAAAAGGACUUGCAGUUCCUCCUCUCAGACGUCUCCAAGAGCUCAGAAUCCUGUGGUGGGGACUCUUUUGGAAUCGGAAGUAGCCAGCAACUCUCAAAAGAAACUUCUGACACCGAAAGCCAAGCUGCAGAGGUAGCUGUGGGGUCUGGGUCUUCCUGUGCCUCCCUGGAAGCCUCUGACAUGGACUGGUGUGAUGAAGACCCUGCAAGCACAGCGGCUCAGGGGCUGAUGUCCUCCAGUGAAAGCACCGAGACCCCCCAGAGCAACACGCAGCCAGCGGCAUCUGAAGCGCAUGCUGGCAUCGCUGCGGUUCAGCAGGACCCUGUUCUUCGGCAAGUGGGUGGUGCCCGUGAUGGGGAUGAUGGUGGGAAUGGGACUGCCGGCAUAGAAAGCUCUGAGCAGGAUGAUGGCCCUGGGGAGAUGCCAGUGGGCCCCCCAAGAAGCUUCUCUGCAGGCUCCUUUUGCCCAGCUUCAGGAGGUCCAGAGCCCACCAUCGAUGGUCCUUUGGCCUCUGGUCCGUGGGUGUGCCCCAAGCCCCACAUGGGGCUGGCAGUCGACUCUUCCCAUCUGCUGCUGAAGAGGGAGCCGCCUUGCGAAGGCCAGGGCAGCCCAGGCCGUGGGAACGGGGCCCCCUCUCCUUCAGGAGCUCCUCCUGUCCUUGCUGCUGUUACUUCUGCCCCAGCAAGCUCUAUUGUAGAGGGUGGCCCUGGAGGAGGAGGACCCACAUCCCAGAGCUCUUGCCCUACCCUGACGGAGACACGCAGCCAAGACCAGCAUUCCUGGUUGCUGAACAAGCCCUGCUUGCACAGCCCCACGUUAAGAGACGAGUCUGCAGAGGUGGGAGGCGCUGAAGCGGGCAGGAGAUCUCAGGAGACGCAGGGCGACCCACCUCUCUGGCCUCUGCCCCCCUCUGAGACUGGUGGUCCUGCUGGCACAGCUGAUCACCCUGGAGGAGGAGGAGAUGACGACGACGACUCUGGAGAAGACCUGGGUAGCCCUGGCAGUGUGGUGGGAUGGGCAGGGCAAGCAGACACCCCCAGGGCUCUCCAGGGGGCUGCAGGUGACGCGGGGACAGCUGGCCCCGUUCCGGCCCCUCGUGUGUGUGAUGGUCCGGUGCUUCUUUGCAGCCCCUUGGGAUCGAAAGGCCCUGCAGUGGCUCCAGCCUUGCGCCAGUUGGCAGGUGCCCCCUCCCUUUCUCACUCCCAUGUCUUGAAAGAAGAAAAGGAGCUCUGUGACUCUGAGGUGCCGCCUGAGGGCCAGCUUGACACCCCCAGCCCUCGCCCGGCACCUCCUGUAGCUUGUUCUCCAGGUGCCCCAGACUUCUGUAAGCCCCGAAUUCCCGAGGCCUUGGCAAGUUGGCAUCCAGAACGUCCCGCAGGUUCUUCUGUGGAUUUUCAAGACACCCGCUUGGUUUCUGAUCAAUUCGAUGAAGUUGAAGAAGCCUCUGGGCAACUAGAUGCCGAGGGUGUGCACGCUGGUGCUGAAGAUGGCCUGCCCUGCCCUCCCCUGCAGAGCUCGGAGGAAGGGCUCUCUUCUGCCCUCGGGGCUAGCCCUGAGGCUUCUGGUCUUCCUGUGCUGAGCAGUCGUCAGCCUGGUGCUUGUGGUGGUUCUUGCCAGCCACCGAGCAGCGAUGCAGAUGGGACCAAGACCAGCCUCCUGAAAGAGUGGGCUUCCUCGGAGCAAGACGUCGAGUUCCAGUUGCAGCAGUGCCAGUCUGUGCUCGGAGAGCUCUCACGGUCCCUCUGUGCAGUCGAGGGAAUUGACACGGUCCACGUGGAGAAAUGGAGGGAACAGGUGGAAGAUCUCCAGAGAGCGACCAAGAUGCCCCAAACCUACAUUGCCGUGGUGGGGAACACGGGGGCCGGGAAGAGUUGCCUGCUGAACGCUCUGCUGGAUGAGGAAGCGCUGCUGCCCACUUCGGCCAUGCGCGCCUGCACUGCUGUGGUGGUGGAGAUCUCCAGGGCCGCCGGGGGCAGCCCCUAUGAAGCAGACGUGGAGUUUCUCUCCCAAGAGGAGUGGCAUAAGGAGCUGAAUGCACUCCUUGAAGACAUGAAGGACAAGUCUGGGAAUUUGAAGAGACGGUGCCCAGAUCGCAAGUCGGAAGCUGGGGCCGCCUACAGCCGCGUGAAGGCGGUUUACGGGAGAGUAGAUGAGAUUGAGAAGCUGGAAGAUGUGCAAGAAGUGACCCAGCACCUUGGGACUGUGAAACAUGUCGUGGCUCAAACGGCCACAGACUUCCGUGCCAAUAUUGAGAGAUUCAUUGAUUCUCGGACUGACAACUUGCGUGAUAUGAAAGGUGGAGAGUUUUGGCCCAUUGUGAAGUGUGUCAGGAUCCGUGUUGCUAAAGCGGAGGUCUUGAAGACUGGGGCCGUGCUGGUGGAUUUGCCCGGAAUCCGUGACUCCAACGCAGCCAGGGACCGGGCGGCCAGGGAGUACUUGAAGGACUGCCAUGCUGUGUGGAUUGUCUCCAGCAUCGCUCGGGCGGUGGAUGACAAGACGGCCAAGGAGAUGCUGAACGCGAACCUGCGGAGGCAGCUGCUGAUGGACGGCCGCUACGGAAGCCUGGCCUUUGUUUGCACCCAGACGGACCGCUUCAACAUCCUAGAUCUAGUCCGGGACCUGGACCUGAGGGAUAAGAUCCAGCCCUUAGAAGAUGAACUGGAAGAGCUGGAUAAGCAGAAGUUGCAAGCCGAAGCGGAGAAGAAAGGCCUUUAUGCCCACCUGCAGCAAGAGCAGGGACCAAGAGGCGAUGCCGCAGACCCAGCCUGGCUGCACGAACAGCAUGACUUCUUGGAGAAGGAGUUCAGGAUCAGCGCCUUGCAGAGACAGAAAGAUGCCAAGCUUCGUGCCAUUAGUCUGAUCUGCGUUCAGGCCCGGAAUAGGUUUUCCAAGCGUCGGAUUUCCAUGGAUUUCAAUGCCGGCCUGGAGGAAAUGAGGAGAGCGGCGGCUUCCGAGUGUGAGGAGGAGGAUGGCGAGGAAGACAUGGAGGAAGGAGAUGUUUCCAGUUUGGACUCGGGUGACCCUGGAGAAGCUGAGCCCCGGCGCCAGAAGCUCCAGGUCUUCACCGUCAGCUCUACAGAAUAUCUCAAACUUGGCGGGAAGCUGCUCCGAGAUGGCCCACCGCAGGUCUUCCAUGACACCAAGGACACAGAAAUCCCAGCUUUAAGGAAGUUUGCCAUGGAUACGGCUUUGAAGCACAGCAUGGAGGCAACAGAGAAGGUCCUCCGGGAUCUGGCUCGUGUGUUAAGCCAAAUUGUGAAUUAUCUGACCAGCCAAAGGGCAGAGGACAACUCUCAGCAGGCCCAGAUCCAAGAGAUGGUGCAGCAGGCCUUGCGGGACCUUCCCAGCCUCCUCCGGGGGCCUGUCGAGGGCAGCCUCCGCGAUAUCCAGUGUGCCUUUGACCUCCUCCUCGCCAGCCUGACCAAAGGCACAAACAAGGCCAAGGAGCUGUGUGAGAUCGUAGCCCAGAGCUGGGGCUUGCCUGUCCACGGCUACCCACACGCCACGUACCAUGCUGUGUGCACGCGCCGUGGUGCCUACACCUCUCCACAAUAUGGGUGUGUGGAUUUCAAUGACUGUCUUGCACAGCCCAUCUACAGCGCCAUUUCUGUCACCUGGAAUGAGGUCUUCAGCUCUAAGUUGGUGGACGCCACCCAGCACUUCACCAACGCCGUCCUGGACCAGUUGAGAUCCUUUUUCAAGGAGCUCAAGAGGAAGCUGGGCAAGCAGAGCCGGGUGGCAGAAGCAGUCCAUGCCGUUUACCGCCAGCAGAUGGAAGCAGCCCACGCAAGGUUACUCAACUUCACCCUGGACCAGAUGGCCUACAUUGGCCGCAGGCAGCGGACCAUCUCCCGUCUCCUCACGCCAGAGAUACAGGCUGGCAUGGACCCGGCAUAUGCAGCUUGUGGCCAGAUGAAAGGCCCUGGCUAUUUCCAGAGGAUGAAGGAGACGAUCGAGGGCCACGUCCACCAGGAGAAGGCAGCCAUCUUUGAUUCUGCCAGAGAGAAGUUGCGGGAGCAGCUGGACCUGCUCCAGCAAUACAUCCGUGGGAGCUUUCAGUCCUUGGUCCAGGAGCUGAGCAAGUCCCUGAAAAUGCAGUUUGAGCCGAUGCUGAGGCCUGUCCAGAAAAACGCCAGGAUAAUCCCAGAAUUAAUGAGUAUCUGUGCCAGAGUUGACAAGAUUUGCAAGCGCUCUUGCGUGGAGUACGUCCUCCCCAGCCCCUCAUCGCAGGCGGAGGGCAGUGGCCCUGCCGUGGGGAAGGAGCUGCCAUGGAGCCGGGAGCCCUCGAGCUUCUCAGCAGCAUCCGUGGACAUCCGGGUUGGAGCGUUGCCUCUUCCUCACGUUGCAACCAUCCAGGUAUCCAGGCAGGACAUCACUUUGACCCUGGCAGACGGCACUGCCGUGGCCCUGCUCCUGAGCGAUGUUGCCCGCUGUGAGUCUUGCCUGCCUCUGGGCUGCCUGAUCCUGCAGGUUUCCUCUCAAGCUCUUGGAGACCUUUGCUCUCGCUUGGGAGUCCCAGCAUCCAGUGCAGGCGUCUGCAGCCAAGAGUCGCUGGUGAUCCUGGACAAGGCCCAAGACCAGCGGCUGGCUUCGGGGCUCCUGGGGUGCCUCUCGGCCAGUGGCAGGGAAGCCCCCGAGUGCCACCCGCUCAGCCUGCAACGAGGGAGGGAGAAGCUGGCGUCUCUCGGAGUCUCUUACACAGCCCAGCAGCCCCAGAAGAAGGGCGCUGAGAAGCCUCACCAGGCCCCACCAGCUGCUUCUGCGUCUCCGUGCCUGCCAGAGGCCCAGCGGGACGGGCCCCCGGAGGGCAAGAAGAGAGCAGGGGAGGCGCUCCAGCCACAGUGGGAGAAGAAGCCCAAGGGCCAGGCCUCGGGACACAAGGCAGGACGUGACCUUGCUGGGGACUCACUACUGAGCUCCAGCUGGGCUGCAGAAGCCCCGAAGAUGCCCUCUGUGCCAGGCUGUGGGUCGCCACCGCCGCCUCCAACAACAAGUCAAGCCUGUGUCCCAAGGGGCGGCUGGUGGGAGCCGGAUGUACUUCUGGGAGCACCUCGGCACCAGAUGGCUGUGAAGCUGGAUGGUGAGCCGUUUGCUUUUCCGGGCUCAGGGGUUCUGCACGUCCGAACCAAAGAGGGGAUCUGGAAGAAGCAUCCAAACCUCAACCCUGAGGAGCAGCCCAGGAGUGUGAAGGCUGAGACGAUGGAGACCGGCAGGGAGCCUCACCCUGCAGAGAGCUCCUGGGUGACCCACUGAGCUCUCCUUGUCUUGCCACCCGCUUUGGUGCCUCUUCGGGAGUGCGGGGGUAAAAGCCAUGCCCUGUGGCCUGUCACUAGGGACUUUGGGGAGACCUGCCCUCCUCUUUCUGAAGGGCUCUGCCUCACUGGUCUAAGUGCAUUUUGUGGGGACCCUUCUCCGUGCCAGGCCAGCCUCUUUGCUCCGGAGCGGCCCUGUGGUGGGUUUUUCCCGCUGGGCACCUUUUUGUGCCUCCAGAAGGCCCAAAGCACGCUUCCCUUCCUGACGCACUGGAUGCUUUGCCGAGUCAUUUUUUGUUGGCUACACUCUGCACCAGCUGGCCAUGUGAGGGAGGCCACCUGCAUGCUCCUGGCCAGCAGCCUGACCCAAAGGGGCCGGGUCAUGGUGUGGAGUGCCCACCUGCUGAGGACACCUUCUCAUCAGCAAGGUUUCCUUCCUGUGACUCUUCCCCCACCCCAGCGUUCGUUUAGUGCCUUAGUUUUGCUUUGGGGGAGAAAGGGGGCAGGAUAUCCUGGCCAUUAGGUAGAGCUGUCGGUGAGCUGCUUGAACUCGGGGUGGGGGGCAGGGAUGCCUCUUUGCUUGGCAGGCUUCCUUCUUGUAGCAGUGCUGACCUCACCCACCGUGCUUUAUUUCUAGGAUCCUGCCUGUGCCGCCUUGUGCUCAGGAAAUAAAGUUUCUUAUGCCUCCUAA